Polistes canadensis is the source of this 2531-nucleotide messenger RNA. It is a transcript of the gene Agpat2, whose product is annotated as 1-acyl-sn-glycerol-3-phosphate acyltransferase beta. Lineage: Eukaryota; Metazoa; Arthropoda; Insecta; Hymenoptera; Vespidae. Gene Ontology annotation, cellular component: endoplasmic reticulum; membrane. The record is from RefSeq and is a predicted model, not a curated record. The transcript has 6 exons. The coding region runs from base 341 to 1174 and encodes 277 amino acids. Gene Ontology annotation, molecular function: 1-acylglycerol-3-phosphate O-acyltransferase activity. Gene Ontology annotation, biological process: phosphatidic acid biosynthetic process.
UUUAUAGAAAUAGAUCGUGACUCAUUUGUAUAUAAUAGGCUCAUUAGAAUAUUAUAAUUAUGUAUAAGAGACCAAAAAAAAAACAUUUUUCGCAUAGAGUUCAUCAAAUCGCGUAACUUUUUACGAUGCGCUCGGUGUAGUGUCGACUGGAAUCAUUUAAUUGACGAAUCAGUGCUCUCUUUGUCGGUAACAAAAUAGAAAAGGAGUCGUAUAAGCGGAAAUGUACUCUUGUAAUAUAUUGUGAUUGAACGAACCAGGUAUACAUAUAUCACUGUUUUAAAAUCUAAGCCGUUAAGUUUCUAAAUCGAAAUCACUUAAAAACGCAUCGAGAGUCAUCACGAUGUUAGGUGUUUCUUGUACCAGCAUUGGUCUAGCGCUGGUUCUGCUAUUGGUAAUAAUAUGUACUUUAAACGAAGCAUUCAGAUAUAGAGCGAAAUUUCUGAUCUUUGGACUGGAAUGUUUAUUGUUGACAAUUAUUUUUUUGCCAUUUAUGCUUUUCAAUAUAAGAUCUUGGAAGAACGCGUUGGUACCCGCUUGGCUUUUAACUAAAUCAUUUUAUAAAGUAUUAGGAAUAGAUUACGAGGUACGUGGAAAAGAAAAUAUCAUUCACGAUUCUGGUUGUAUCGUUUUGAUAAAUCAUCAGAGUAUGUUGGAUUUGGGAGUAUUGGCAGAAUUGUGGCUAGUUAUGGAUAGAUGUACGGUUAUAUCAAAGAAAGAAAUUUUAUAUUUUGGACCAUUCGGUCUUGCUGCAUGGCUAUGGGGUACAAUUUUCAUUGACAGAAAAGAUUCGGAUAAAUCGCGUGAUGCUAUCAAUUCGACGUGUCAAUACAUACAAGAUUCUAAAAUGAAGGUAUUAUUCUUCCCAGAAGGAAAACGUCAUAGCAAUAAUACAUUGAUACCUUUCAAAAAAGGACCUUUUCAUUUAGCUAUAACGUCGCAAGUACCGAUUCUACCGGUGGUCGUAUCAAAAUAUUACUUCUUGCAUAGUAGAUCAAAGAAAUUUAGUUCCGGUACUAGCUAUAUUACAAUUUUACCACCAAUUCCUACAAAAAAUUUGACCAAAGAUAACAUACAAGAAUUGAUGGAUAAAUCAUACGAGGCUAUGAAUACAGCGUUCGUUCAAAGUUCACAAGAAGCUCUUACAAAACACAUGGAGUGUUUACAAAACGAUUAACGCAUAAUUAUUAUUUUCAGUGUUAUUCGUAUGUAAUUUAAUUGCAUACUUUACUUGAAAUUUUCUCAAUACAUUUAUUUUUUAUAUUCACAAUCUCUUCCGAUUGCAUAAAAGGAGUAGAAUUAAUAAUGAACGAUAUUAUAUUAUCGGAUAAUGUACCUGCACGAGAGAAUAUCACUCCUUUAUUUUCUAUCAAUUAUAAAUUAUAUUGUUAAGAAAUUUUUUAUUAAAGAAUUCUAUAAGAAUUAUACUAUAAGAGAGAGAGAGGGAGAAGAGAGAGAGAGAGAGAGGGAGAGGAGAGAGAGAGAAAAGCGCUUUAGACAUUAUUGAAAGAGUUAAUAUCAAAAUCUAUUUAAAAAAAAAAAAAAAAAUAAUAAAAAAUCACGAAUGUUGUUCAAAAAACGACGUUUUCAUGAUUUGAACGUCGCUUAUUUCCAUGAUUGUUUCUUUAUAUAGUCGAAAAAGAAAUCUAUGAAACGAUGUAUGAAAUAUAUAAUAUGAAAAGUUAUACGCUUAGAAACAUCUUGCUUUAAAUAAGGAAGAAAUAUUUAUCUAUCGAUCCGUCUUCUUAAAAUAGACUUAUCAUAUUAUGGUAUUAUUAUUAUUACAAUCUAUCGGCGAAAGUAGCGAGAGCGUUAAUAAUAUGUAUGCUUUGAAUAUGAAUUUUGAUAUUUAUAAAAUAUCCUAUUCUUCGUUUGAAAGAAAGGAUAAUAAUAUUAGAAGCGGUGUAUAUCGAUAUCGAGUAAAUAUUUUAAAAUAUCUCAAUUAUGUGACAAGUUUUUUUUUCUUUUUUUUUUUUUUAACAAUUAAAGCCUUUAACAAAUUGGCUAUUUUACACGUCCGUAUUAAAAUAUCAUUUAUUUCGUAGUAUAUUAUACAUUGGUUGUCAGUCAUUGUCGCAUAUUUUUCUAAUGGAUUUGCCUUUCAAAAGUUUGAUAAUACAAAAUUGUUUCUUAGUAUGCUAUGUACAUACGUGUGUGUUACCGUAUAUGUAUAAUACUAUUCUAUCGAAUAAUUAUGUACAACACACCAUACCACUUAGACGUUUUCUUAUUUAUAUGAUUCUUAUUAGGCGACGCACGAUCAUUUAUUUGGCGUUUUUAUUUGUAUUCUUUAAUCUGUGCUAUUAUAUAUAUAAUAUAUAUAUAUAAUAGAUGUAUGUACAUACGUAAAUACACAUACUCGCUCCCCUCCAAUACAAAUAAACAAAAAAAAACACUUUUCCAAAACACGCAACAGCCGCCACGAAUCUAAUAUUAACAUAAGAUGUAUAACAAACAAAUAAAACAAAAUACAUACAAAGAUGAAUGUUGGCUCGUAUUGCGGUAUAAAAAAAAAAAAAAGAAACAAAAAAGAU